Molecule: messenger RNA, 768 nt
Organism: Pararge aegeria (speckled wood butterfly)
Lineage: Eukaryota; Metazoa; Arthropoda; Insecta; Lepidoptera; Nymphalidae
Exons: 4
Coding region: 64-618 (184 amino acids)
Cellular component (GO): cAMP-dependent protein kinase complex
Molecular function (GO): protein kinase A regulatory subunit binding
Source: RefSeq, a predicted model, not a curated record
CUGAAUAUAAAAUAACAAACCCGUUAAAAUAGAAAAACCGAAUACUUUCACUGGAAAUUUAUAAUGAAUAUACCAUACAUUAUGUCGUACGAGGAUCAGGCGGUCGACGCUGUGGUGUCCGUGCUCAAUAGAGCAAGGGAGACUCUCGGGGAGCGGCAGACGCUGAAACAGUUUGCUGCAAGUCGCGACGGCUUCUCUCCAAAAGCGAAGGUGGCCCUAACAACCCUCAAAUGCCCUUUAGUGAUCACAAGUGAAGAACUGAUAAGAAACGCUAUCGAGAAGAAAUGGAAUCUCACGGACGAUUUAAUGUACUUUCUAAAGUACAUUGGCAGUUCUAAAGACGAAUGCUCUCAGUACUAUUAUUUCGAGGCUGUCUUCAGCCAGCCGACGCCCGAAUAUCCAAUACCUCAGGCUACGGCAUCGGUAUUCUUCAGAGUAGAAGACAGGCAAAUAGAUCCACCGGAGUUCAGAGGAGUGCCGACGAUGACGUUCAGGAUCGAAGGCCAUCGCGUUGACCACGAUGUGCGCUUCGUGAUGUUGGUACCCGACUGGAUCCUCGCUGUCAUACAGAUGAAAAUUAAACUCUUUAGACGAAUCGAGGGGAUUUACAUGUUUUGACUAUAAUUUAUUUGUAUGAUGAUCAUUGUUGUUGUAUUGUUAUGUGAAUUCAUUUUAAUUGGCAUCUAUUAUAGUAAAUAUAUUUUUAUAGCCACGGUCAAACUUACCUGCGUCUGCGUGUAAUCUCAAUAUACGCCAGAUUGCGCAAAA